GAUUGGCUUUGUGGACUUACCUCCGCUUAGCCCUCUUUAUAAGAAGCCUUCGGCGCCCUCCGGAGAAGCCUUGGUCCCCCCUCGCUAAACCCCUCCAAACCCUCCCCUUUCGCCGGAAGCGAUGAGCACCUGGCGGACGCUUCUGCUGCGGAUCGGCGACCGGUGCCCGGACUACGGUGGCACCACCGACUUCAAAGAACACAUCGAAACAUGCUAUAGUGUAAUAUGGCGAGAAUUUGAGCAUUCCAAAGAUGGCAUCUUUGAGCUCCUUCUUCAAUGUGCUGAACAGCUACCGCACAAAAUUCCUUUGUAUGGAGUACUGGUUGGUUUGAUAAACUUAGAAAAUGAGGACUUUGCUAAGAGGGUGGUAGAUACCACAUGUUCUAGCUUACAGGAUUCAUUAUAUUCAGAAAAUUAUAACAGGAUUCGUCUUUUGUUGCGGUUUCUCACUGGACUGAUGUGCAGCAAAGUUAUCUUGCCUGGUUCAAUUAUUGAGGCCUUUGAGACACUGUUGUCAUCUGCUGCAACAACAGUAGAUGAGGAGGCAGGAAAUCCUUCUUGGCAACCACGUGCUGACUUUUACAUCACUUGUAUUUUGUCCUGCCUUCCAUGGGGAGGUGCAGAACUCAUUGAGCAAGUUCCAGACGAGUUUGAGAGAGUAAUGAUUGGUGUACAAUCUUAUAUAAGCAUCAGAAGGCACACGCAAGACAUUGGUUUCACAGUUUUUGAUUCUGAUGAGGACAAAUUGCUUGAGGAAAAGGAUUUUUUAGAAGAUUUAUGGGACCGUAUACAAGUUCUUUCGAACAAUGGAUGGAAAAUUGAUAGUGGACAUGCAACCAAUUGAUCGUUUUGUUGUUGAAGAAUAUUUGCUGGAUGUGCUUCUUUUCUUUAAUGGAUGCCGAAAGGAAUGUGCUUCGUGCAUGGUUGGUCUGCCUGUACCAUUCCGCUAUGAAUAUCUGAUGGCAGAGACUAUUUUUUCUCAGCUACUAUUGCUGCCGCAGCCACCAUUUAAGCCAAUAUACUAUACACUGGUUAUCAUCGACCUUUGCAAGGCGCUCCCAGGGGCAUUCCCUGCUGUUGUAGCAGGAGCUGUACGUGCUCUUUUUGAGAGAAUUGGUGAUUUGGACAUGGAGUGCCGCACUAGGCUCAUUUUAUGGUUUUCUCAUCACUUAUCAAAUUUCCAAUACAUUUGGCCAUGGGAAGAAUGGGCGCAUGUUAAAGAUCUUCCAAAAUGGGCCCCACAACGGGUUUUUGUUCAAGAAGUAUUAGAAAGGGAAGUUCGUUUGUCAUACUGGGACAAAAUCAAGCAGAGUAUUGAAAAUGCCUCUGCUUUAGAGGAAUUGCUUCCCCCAAGGGGUGAGCCUAACUUCAAGUAUAGUACUGAAGAUAGUCAAGAAGGCAUGGAUGGCUCCACACUUUCUAAGGAGUUUAGCAGCAUGGUUAGGGCAAGGAAGACUGCUCGUGAGAUUACUUUAUGGGUAGAGGAGAAUAUAAUUCCAGUGCAUGGCUUUAAUGUUUCACUUGAAGUUGUCAUCCAGACUCUUCUUGAUAUUGGUUCAAAAAGUUUCACUCAUUUAAUCACAGUUUUGGAGAGAUAUGGUCAAGUCAUAGCUAAGUUAUGUCCUGAUCAUGAUAAGCAAGUUUUGCUAAUAGACGAAGUCAGUUCGUACUGGAAGAACAAUACUCAGAUGACUGCUAUCACUAUUGACAGAAUGAUGAGUUACCGACUCAUAUCCAAUUUGUCAAUUGUUAGAUGGGUUUUUUCUCUUUCUAGUGUCAACCAAUUCCAUAUUUCAGAUCGUCCAUGGGAGAUUCUUAGGAAUGCCAUCAACAAGACGUACAAUCGCAUUACCGAUCUUAGAAAGGAAAUCCAAUCACUCGAAAGGAGUGUUCUAUUAGCUGAGGAAGCCACAAGAAAGGCUAUAAAUGAGUACGAAGCUGCUGAAUCAAAGCUCGAGGUUGUGGAUGGUCAACCUGUACAGUCUGAAAAACCAGGAAGGUUAAAACGACUUAAAGGAUAUGCGGAGAAAGCAAAAGAUGAUGAGACAUCUAUGCGAGAAUCUUUGGAAGCUAAGGAGGCUCUUCUUGCCCGAGCUGUUGAAGAAAAUAAAGUGUUGUUUUUGUCAUUAUACAAGAGCUUCAGAGAUGUGCUUAUGGAACGCCUGCCUCCUGUGUCUGCUGAUGGAAAAUUGCCCAAACUAAGGACUGCCAAUGUUGAUUUGAUGGCUGUUGACUCGGAGGAGCCAUCAACUAUGGAGGUGGACCAUGACAACGGAAGAACUGAUGCUAGUCAAUCAAAUGGUGAAGGAGUAUUUCCUCGCUAUUCCACUGGGGAGCAUGAGCAGUGGUGCCUUUGCACGUUGGGCUAUGUCAAGGCAUUUUCGAGGCAAUAUGCAACUGAGAUCUGGGCUCAUAUUGAAACACUGGACUCUCAAGUCUUUGCUGAAGACGUCCAUCCACUUUUUCGCAAAGCUGCUUAUGCAGGUUUAUGCCGACUUACCACUGAAUUGUGAUAUUCCUUUUUCAACUCAUUUGUGGAACCGCCGUUGUAUGUUCACAAGUUUUCUUUUGGCUGAUUAUGUAACAUUUAUAUGUUUAUGUUUCCCCUGUUAUCAAAGUUGUGGAACCGCCCUUUUGUUUUAUCCCAAAAAAGAAAAAAGUAAAAGAAAGUUGGCAUUGGGAAAUAUGCAUCUAUAUGCUUAUGCAGGCAAUAGUUCCUGUAUGACAUCUUUGAAGCAUCUUGGGGAUAACCUUAGGUCUGAAUCAGAGAUUUGUUUAUGACCUCUGGAUUAAUGAAACGGCCGAAAUAUAUAGAAGGUGACAAACCAA
Elaeis guineensis (African oil palm) is the source of this 2829-nucleotide messenger RNA. The record is from RefSeq and is a predicted model, not a curated record. Lineage: Eukaryota; Viridiplantae; Streptophyta; Magnoliopsida; Arecales; Arecaceae.